This is a messenger RNA of Girardinichthys multiradiatus, 4280 nucleotides long. Its product is annotated as bromodomain-containing protein 3-like. Lineage: Eukaryota; Metazoa; Chordata; Actinopteri; Cyprinodontiformes; Goodeidae. The transcript has 12 exons. Gene Ontology annotation, cellular component: chromatin; nucleus. Gene Ontology annotation, biological process: chromatin remodeling; regulation of DNA-templated transcription. Bases 355 to 2277 code for a protein of 640 amino acids. The record is from RefSeq and is a predicted model, not a curated record.
UCACAACAACACGCAUGAUGCAGGUUGGCACAGCGCUUGCGCACAGUGUGGACAGCUGAUAACUCAUCUAUUAUGCUACUUGGCUGUUAAAUAAAAAACCAACAGAGAAGCUUCUGGAUCCUCCGCUGGACCACCGGAGCACCGAAAAUACAAAGUUGUGCAAUGGGAGUUGGACUCUCCGGAGGAUCCUCUGAGCUGAAGCAUCACCACCUGCAGCACCUGAACUGAACACACCUGAGCGCCACCAACCCCCUCCCCCCCACACACACACACACACCUGGGGAGCUGCAUUUUCUUACCUUCAGGUCAGACGCCGCAGUCCCACAGUGCAUUGCUGCGUCUCUCUCGUCCACCAUGUCGGACGCCCCCGAGGCUGCGCCCGCCAGCCCCCCUCCCAUUACCAACCCGCCCCCCCCUGAGGUGUCCAAUCCCAACAAACCGGGCAGGAAGACCAACCAGCUUCAGUACAUGCAGAACGUGGUGGUGAAGACUCUGUGGAAGCAUCAGUUUGCCUGGCCCUUCUACCAGCCAGUGGAUGCCAUCAAGCUCUGUCUGUGGGACUACCACAAGGUGAUCAAGAACCCCAUGGACAUGGGAACCAUCAAGAAACGCCUGGAGAACAAUUAUUAUUGGAGUGCCAGCGAGGCCAUGCAGGACUUCAACACCAUGUUUACCAACUGUUACAUCUACAACAAGCCUACAGACGACAUUGUCCUGAUGGCGCAGGCUCUAGAGAAGAUCUUCUUGCAGAAGGUGGCCCAGAUGCCACAGGAGGAGGUCGCCCUGCUACCUCCAGCUCCCAAAGGAAAGAAGAGCAAACAGCCUGCUGCCACCACAGUGAGCCAGCAGGCGGAGUCUUCAGCCUCACCUCCCGCCUCCUACCCCUCCCCCUCCCAAUCUCAGACACCUGUCAUCUCAACCACACCCACACCUGUGCCUGCCACAUCGCCUGUAUCUGCCCCACAGCCCCCAGCACCCAUGAUGCCGUCUGCGCAGCCAGUCGUCAAGCAGAAGAAAGGCGUGAAGAGGAAAGCUGACACCACCACUCCCACCACAUCAGCCAUCUCUGCCGGUCGCGCCGAUUCGCCGUCUGCUCCGGACGCUAAACCGGUCAAACUCGCCUCGUCUCGCCGUGAAGCCGCUGCCCGCCCUGCUAAGACCCGCCGUGAGACCGUGGAGGAGGUGGCAGGAGGUGAUGGGGCGGUAGGAGGAGUGGGGGCUGGAGUCAGGAAGGGCGGGAAGCUGGGUGAGCAGAUGAAACACUGCGACGCCAUCCUGAAGGAGAUGCUGUCGAAGAAACACGCCGCCUACGCCUGGCCCUUCUACAAGCCCGUGGACGCCGAGGCGCUGGAGCUGCACGACUACCAUGACAUCAUCAAACACCCCAUGGACCUCAGCACCGUCCGGAAAAAAAUGGAUAAAGGAGAGUACAGCGACCCGCAGAGCUUCGCCACUGACGUCAGGUUAAUGUUCUCCAACUGUUACAAGUACAACCCUCCGGACCACGAGGUGGUGGCCAUGGCCCGUAAACUGCAGGACGUGUUCGAGAUGCGUUUUGCUAAGAUCCCAGACGAGGGCCUGGAGGUUUCUGUCCCUUCCACCACCCCAGUGGUCAGUAAAAGCACCGCCUCCUCCGACAGCAGCAACAACUCCUCCUCUGACGAAUCAUCCGACUCUGAGGAGGAGCGAGCCACGCGAUUGGCUGAGCUACAGGAGCAGGUUGGUGCUGCCGACCAAUCACAGCUGAAGGCUGUGCACGAGCAGCUGGCCGUCCUGUCGCAGGCGCCCGUCAGCAAGCCAAAGAAGAAGAAAGAGAAGAAGGACAAAGAGAAAAAGAAGGACAAGGACAAGGGAAACAAAGCCAAGAUAGAAGAAGAGAAGAAGCCCAAGGCUGGCGCCCAACAGCCCAAAGCAGCCAAUCAGAAGAAGGCACCUGCCAGGAAAGCCAACAGCACAGUAACAGCAACCAGGCAACCGAAGAAGGCCAACAAGACAUCGGGCGGUGGUUCGGCCAACGGAGACGAUGGCGAGGAGUCGUCUCUGCCGAUGUCAUACGAUGAGAAGCGGCAGCUGAGCCUGGACAUCAAUCGGCUGCCAGGGGAGAAGCUGGGCCGGGUUGUUCACAUCAUCCAGUCCAGAGAACCAUCACUUAGGGACUCCAACCCCGACGAGAUCGAGAUCGACUUUGAGACGCUCAAACCCUCCACGCUCCGAGAGCUGGAGCGCUACGUCAAAUCCUGCUUGCAGAAGAAGCAGAGGAAGUUACUGCCUACUUAAUUGUGACGACUAGAACUGCAAGCAGCUAUGAGGGGGUCCAAGCCACCCUAGGCUCCGGCCCUGGCACCGCCCUUCCCAGCGUGCCGUGUCAUUCGCCCUCUGGAACUGUGGUCCCUCCUCCUGCAGAGCCGUCUGCAGAAAACUAUGAAAAAUUAAAAAAUAUUAAAGAGUUCAUACUCCACUAAGUUCGGUUUAUGUGAAAAGACAAUUUUAGGGAAAUAUGUAUUUUUUAUUUACAUGGAAAAUUUAAAGUGCUCUGAUCGUCUUUUAAUAAUCAUUUAAUAAGUUAAUAAUUAAUUCCUACAUUAAAUUAAAAGGUUCCAUUUUAUGUUCUGGUACUUCUGGUUGUUUACCACAUAAUUACUAAAUGCUUUAUAUUCACUUUAAACCGCCACAGACAGAUAACAGGUAGCGGGCGGAGAUCCGGCAGCAGUUAGUGGGGAAGUCCCAGUCCAACCGCCCAGUUAGCUUAGCUUAGCAGCCAGACCAGCCUGUCAAAGGAGAAACCCAAAACACCACUUCAAAGUAGGCUCAUUCUGGUUUCUCAUCUCCACAGAUGAAGUUUUUCUUGCUUUCUCAUUUAAAAACUACAUUUUGUCACAAAUUGAUGGUUUCUUUACACUUACUGCUGCCAUUACUGAAGCUCCAUACAAUCCCUCCCCCUUAACAAUCCUUGGAACAGCUGGAAAGACCUACUCCAGACCAGGACCUUCUACCCCUGAAAGUGACAUUACGAGGGUAAAUGUGUAUUGAAAGGCGCCCUGGGCUUUCAACAAGCAAUGGAAAUGGGGCUAAUCAGUGGAUAUAAGGAGUCUCCUCAGUCCUGUUACGCUGAAGUAGACGAUGUGUCCGAGAUCAAUUAUUCCACCAUUAAAGCUGCAGUAGGGAGUUCUGAGAAAACCCUGGACACAUCCAGAUCAACUAAAGAACAGCUUCACCAGAAGGUUCUGCCUGGAGAUCUGUGGAGGACAGAAGAUAUCAGUGGAGAGUUGGAGAAUAUGACCAAGAUGAACCCUGCUGAUAGAUCCUGACCCAAAAACACCAGGCUGGAAUUAAAUCACUAGGCUUUAUGGUCUGACUUCAUUUAUAUCAACCAUUUAUUUUAUUUUCCUAAAACAUGUCUCUGUUUUUCAAAAACGUUGGACAGGUUAAAGGUCACAUUAAAGGCUUUUUAACAGGAGAGUGUACUUACUUUUCUGCCUGCUGAAUUGAAAGCAGAGUGAAUAAUUCUAACUAAGCUUCACAGCAUGUCGCUGCUGCAGAUGAAGAAGGUGUAGAUCAGAGGAUCUGAAAGGCUGCAGAGAUGGAACCUGGUGGAAACCUCGCGGGAUCAAUGUGGACUUUUUUUUGUUCGGUGUGGUUCUCUUUCACAUUCAAGUGAACUAAACUUGUAAACAUGACGACCAUUGCUCCCACUGGACAGAAAUGACUGGAGCGGGAAAGAGCACAGACCCAGAAAUGGAGGCAAAGUGUUGCGUACAGCACCUCUGUUCUGGAUCUCGGUGCCGUUCUUAACGCUGCGGUAUGACUGUGGGGGUGAAGAGCUGCUCAUUCAACACAUUUCACAACGUUCUAUUCAUAAUUUUGCAACACUGUCAGUGAAUGCGUGCUGCAAGCCGAAGGAGACGACUUGCUCUAUGUCCCGUGACCCACAACAUGCUGGUAGCAGCGUUGCUAAGCAACAUACGGCUGAUGAGGUAUGAUUACACCUUUGCUACCGGCUAGAGUGUCAUCUUAAGUCCAAAUAGACGUACGUUUUCUGUAGUUGGGCCUGAUCAGGGUACAUAUUCACACCAUAAGCAAACCGCACCAAAGUCUGUUUGGAAGCGGACCGAGACCACCUCAAAAAGUGGGUCUCGGUCCGGUUGUUUGGUCCGGACCAGGGUUCGCGUGAGUUUAUUCACAUCUGCACAAAAGGUACCAAGGGGGGGAAACAAACUCUGGUCUGUUUUAAUGCCGACCAAAAGUGGCAGGUGUGGUUAGAUCCUAACCCUUCUUCUUCU